AUGAUCUAUACGAGUUUGAAGCAACACUCAUUCGAGCCACGUUACAAAGAACUGACAAUUGACGCCAGGAUGUUCUCCUCAUUAAAAUCACUCUUCUGCUGCUUUAACGUCCGUCGUGUCUACCAGUCUGUGAUUCAGGAUCAAGCUGAAUCCAACAACCACCGUGACGUCUUCUACCCCAGCAAUGCUCCAGUCGGACCACUCUAUGUCUACGGCUAA
Molecule: messenger RNA, 219 nt
Organism: Caenorhabditis remanei
Lineage: Eukaryota; Metazoa; Nematoda; Chromadorea; Rhabditida; Rhabditidae
Exons: 2
Coding region: 1-219 (72 amino acids)
Source: RefSeq, a predicted model, not a curated record